GGUGCAAACGAGCAUAAGAUAUGCGUGGUGGUAAGUUUUCAAAUUGUCACCCUGUAUAAAAUAACAGUACCUCAUAUAAAAUAUAUCGUUCUGUAGAUGACGACGUUUGGAUACGUCAGAUUAAGGGCGGUUAUUCCUAGGUGACAAUGCUUCGUGCAUUGGCCGCAAACAAUUUUCUUUAUGGCGAAAAAUAAACACGACACGGAGCGGCACGUUUAAGUGAUUUGUCCUCGACCGAUAAUAUGUGUCUUUAUUUCUAUUCUAAUACGUACGCUGCCUUAUGAGCCCUGUUCGACGGUGGGGCUGAUUUCUCGCACCGCGUGGGGGAAAACGCCGCGUUGAUUUUGUUGACAUUACCGCGUGUUUUUUUUAGAUGAGGGUUCGACAGCUAAGGUCAUAUCCCCUUUUAAUUUUCAUCUAUGUAACCACACAACUAAAUUUUCCCAUACACUUCGAUACUUUUCAAGAAAUUCAAUAAAUUUCUAGCUUUAUCCCAGCUGGUAAAAUUUUGAUUAUAAUUUGGCAUAAUACUAUGUGUUACACGCUCAUUAGAGAAUACUGGACAGUCCUUUAUUAUAUGGGCCACCGUGAGGGCCAUCCUACAUCGAUUGCACUGUCGGGAAUUAGUACGAUUCAGUAGAUGUUCAUGGGUUAUUUGAAUGUGCCCUAUUCUCAGACGGUGCAUCUUUACACUUUCUUCUCUAGUUGCGCCUGGCAGUGCAAACACUCCCUUUGCGAUGGGUUUUAUUUGUGAAAGGUGAGUAUUUGUUGCUGUCCAUUUUUCUUGCCAUUCCGUGUGGCAUUCGUUUUUCAAGUUUUUCCCGAGGUCAUAUGGAGCAGCAUACCGCGUGUUGAUUCUACUGCUAAUUGUGGUGUGAUGCGUAUCAGCUACCAUAUGUAGCACAACUUAAAAACAAUAAUAACAUUUUCUUAGCAGUGGGAGCAAGAGCUAUUAUCUAAAUAUUUUUCACUUAAUUUUAAUAAGCGCUGUAAGAAGAGCUUUAAAUCAUAUUUUAAAUUGGGGAAUUUUAAAUUUAAUUACACUUAUUACAUUCGGCGGCGGUGCUCCUAUAUUUUCCAGUUAUAUAAUCAUGAUCUCUUACGUUUAUUUUUUCUAUAUCGUCAAAUUUUAUUCCACAUAUUUAUAUCAAAGUCAAGCCCAACUUUACCUAUUUAUAAAAUUCGAUAAAAGAAUACAAAUUUAUAGCUACCGUUAUAGCUUUGGCAAUGAGAGGUACACCCUUACUCUGCCUUAAACGUUACCUAAAAUGUUAUGCUUGUGCUAUUGAGACCUGCUAAAUAGUUCCUAAUUUAGAUAAUCGUUGGGAUCAGUUGGACUGUAUCCUAAAGGCAGGGGCCCUGCGCACCGCUACAUAUCCACAUGCAACAUAUACUCUUCUCAAGAUAAAUUAUGUAACUGUUGCAAGUUGUGUUACACUGUAAUGCCACUGUUCCAACUUCCUAGGUCAAAGUCACAUGUGUCAAAUUACAUAAAAGGUACUGGGGGUUUUAGGGACCUUCAGCGAAUUCAGGAAUGAAGGUUUUCGAAAUCUUUCUUCCUAUGAAUAUACCUACCUGCUGGCCAAAAACCAUACAAAGAUUUGAAUUGAAAGGAGAAAACAUUUUACGUUUCCAGUAUCUCGUCGCUGGGAAAUUCCGCUUUCAUAAUAAUGUAUUUAUCACUUUUCGCCAUUUGUAUAAAUCAAAGAACAAUUACAUUAAAAUACCAUUAACAACACGCUUUACAGUCAAUUUUGAUUAGCAGAUUAAAUAAUCAUCGAUUGACCUUUUUAGUAAUCCAAUUUCCUAAAGAUCCGACUGCAUUAUAUAUGAAGUUCUGGGGAAAAUCGAUGUCAAUACUUGUUAUACCUAUGCCUACGUUAAAAUAUUUGACCCGGAGAAAGUUUGUUGAUAAACUUUUCCUCCAAGAGUUGAUAAGUUUAAGGUCAAUAAUCACGAAUCAAUUUGAAAGGUGGUUGUGGACGUUCAUUCAUUAAUUCUGUCAUAUUGAGGUUAAGGUUUAGUUUUAUCACGAUUAAAUAGGGGGAUGUAAUUAAUUGGCCCCGCUUUGUAUAUGUAGGUUGACGCCACCGAUAAAAAUUAGGGCACACCAUUACGAAUUAUUGCACCAAGUAUUUGCAUCAUUUUUCAGGAGGCGUACACUUCAGCUAGAUUUUGAAAAUAAUCCCAAACUAGUCACGGCCGAUAAGUACCCCCAACACAGCGGGUUCCCUCCGGGAAUAACCGUCGACGAACUUUUCCGUUUUCGAAGAAAAAAACCGACAGAUAGAGACGCCUAAAGCGGUAAAAGGACGAAGGCCCAGAGAUACUCUUAAGAUCGAAGGUGACUUUUACUUUAACCCGGAAUACUAUGACUCCUACGUAGAGUAUCCCGUCGAAACAGCGGCGAAUAGACUUUUGAGCACUCCCAUGGAGGUGAAGGAUGAGUCGGAAAAUAGCGAAGAUGAGGAAUUAAACAAACACAUCAAACUCGGUCGCCAUUUAUUUCGUCGACCCACUCAAUUGAAACUUGAAGGCGAAAUUUGGAAUGCAACUGAAAGUGCCGAAAAAUUCGUACAGUAUUUAUUAGCAGAGAAAACGCAGCUGUUGAGGCAUCCGACAACGUUAAAAAUGGAAGGAGAUAUGGAAACAAAGACUGAAAAUAGAGAUAAGUACGUUGCAUACGAAAAUCAAAUUAGACCCAAUCUUCUAAAAACGGAUACGCAUCUUCACCUAGAAGGCAAUAUCGACAUAUCCACCGAGAAUCGAGAUAAAUUUUUACCACCCGAAUUGCUUCCGCGUCCACCUCUUGCAAAACGUAACACCAACCUGCACAUGGAAGGCGACAUGCACCUCGGGUCCGAAAAUCGAGACAAGUUUAUACCACUCGAUCCUCUUCCACGUCCACCUCUCACCAAACGCGGCACCAACCUGCAUCUCGAAGGUGACAUGACCUUAAAUUCAGAAUACAGGAAUAUUUUCGUCGGAUUUGAGGAACUCGAGAGGAUCCGUCCGGCGUUUCCCACGAACAAUUUAAAGUCCGACGGAUUUCUUCAGACUGAAACAGAAACCUCGAAAUUCGUCAAGCACGAUAUUCAACCGGUGAUUCCGUUGCUUCGUAAUUACGACGUCGGCAAGAGAAUCAAUUUAGGCGACGAGCCCAUUGUUAAAAAGGCGGAGUAUAAGUCAAAAUUUGUUCAGCAUCCCAAAGCCGAACGCAGCGCGCAGAGACCUAAGGAAAAUUUGAAGAUGGAAGGUACGCUUGACGUCGCAACUGAAAACAAGGCCCAGUUCGUUGUCAAAACACCUUCGAAAUCUGCACUAAAAAAAGUCGGGACCAAUCUGCAGCUCGAGGGGAAGCUAGAUUUAAAUCCAGAGUACAAAAACGCCUAUGUUAAUUUUUAUAAGGAUGCGUACGGGAAAUUUGGUGUAGUCAAAGAUGCGAGUUCCCAUCGAGGGAGACGGCAGCAUUUGAAAAGUGAAGGCGAUAUGGAAACAAAUCCAGAGUAUAAAAGUGCCUUCGUCGAUUUCCCACGGCAGAGACCUUCAACUCGCAAACCUGAUGGUCACAUGCACACAGAAGGAAAUAUAAGCAACAUGACGGAGAAGAGAGCUCAGUUUAUCGAACACCCGGCGUCUAAGCCCCAUCUUAUGAAAAGGAGAACGGAGUUGAAACUGGAAGGUCCAUUUGAGUGCUACCCUGAAUAUCGACGCGCUUACAUCGAUUACGUAACGCGCGACAACGCGGCAGGACGUCAACCUCGAUUUCCACAAAAUCUGAACGCGCAACGGAGGAGGGUCUUUGACGAGUCUAUUGAGGGACCACCACCCGCUCCUGCCGAGACCACAAAGAAAUCUGUAAGUUUGGCCGUGAACGGUAACCGUCGUCAUCGCAGCCUCUCUCCAGCUUCGCAAAAGGUCAACCUAUCCAAAGUAGAAACGCGCCUCUUUGGUCCCAAGUUGCCCCAUCACAAUUCCAGCAAAAGCGCACCGCGCCCCAAACCACCACUCCCCACCGAAAGUGAAAGAAAGUCACGUGCAAGUAAACGCUUUGGUUCCCCUGAACUGAUAGAAGACUUGGCCUAUGUACCAUCAGUUGACCCCUCCACUCAACGCAUCGCAAGAUACGAAGACGACAGAAAACGCGACAAGCAUUCUUUCGUGGUGCUUGCAAAUAUCGAAUUGCAACCUUGCACCGAUUCCAAUAACAAUCGUUUCGGAAGCAAGCAAUUGUUCAAAGAGCAAAAGUGGAUGCCUUCUUGGUACUCGACUUCCUCCAAUAAGUAAACUGGUUAUAUAAUUACCUCCAUAUAGUGCCAUUAACUUUAUGUAUCGACUGCCAGUGUGUAAUAGAUAGAUGGAGUUGUUUCUGUUAAGAUUGUUAUUUUGUGAAGAAAUAAAUGUUUUUUGAUA
Molecule: messenger RNA, 4413 nt
Organism: Photinus pyralis (common eastern firefly)
Lineage: Eukaryota; Metazoa; Arthropoda; Insecta; Coleoptera; Lampyridae
Exons: 5
Coding region: 2431-4287 (618 amino acids)
Biological process (GO): microtubule anchoring
Cellular component (GO): centriole; cytoskeleton; ciliary basal body
Molecular function (GO): microtubule binding
Source: RefSeq, a predicted model, not a curated record